CCUAAAUCCUUCCGCAGACCCUUUCAAGAACCAUUCUGGCUUCUUCGGUUGCUUCUCCUUCUUCUUCUCUUCUUCUCUGUUUUCGCUUGCCAUUGAAAGUUUAUGAGCCAAAAAGACAGUUUUUUCCCAGUCAAAAAGAGACCUUUUCUUGCUUUUUGUUCUUUUGAAUUCAAAAGCUUGUCUCUCAAGAAUCCACAGAAAGGGGGUCAUUCUCUUCUCUUCUUUAGCUUUUCUCCUCUGUUUUUUUUCCUUUCUUUCCCGAGAUUCCCAUUUUCCUUGCCCUCCAAGGGGUUUUGGGUUUUGUUCCUUAGUUCCUCCAAAGUCCCUGAUCUUUUCUUUUUUGUGCAAUCAUGUCCUGUUUUGGUAAGGUUGGGACAAACAUUUCUGGGUUGAAUGGGGCUCUUGUUGUUGGCUCGAAAGCCAAAGGGGCUGUUGGGCUUCCUUCCUCUUCUGGUUCUCUGUCUUUUGGAGAAUCCGAGAAAACAAAGUUCCCUGCUUUGAGGAUCGAUUUCAUGGGGAAGCAGCUGGUUCUCUCAGAUAAAAGGGCUCUAGGUGAUUGGAGCGUGAAAGCACCUUCUGGCUUCUCUUUGCGUGCACAGGCAUCGAUUUGUGUAAGCAGAGCUAUGAGAUGGUGGGAGAAGACCCUUCAACCCAACAUGGUAGAGAUCAAUUCUGCUCAAGAACUUGUCGAUUCUUUGUUGAAUGCUGGUGAUCGAUUGGUUGUGGUUGAUUUCUAUUCACCUGGUUGUGGUGGUUGCAAAGCUCUUCACCCCAAGAUAUGUCAGCUGGCGGAGUCGAAUCCGGGCGCAAUCUUUCUUAAAGUUAAUUACGAAGAACUGAGAACCAUGUGCCAGUGCCUCCACAUCCAUGUCCUUCCAUUCUUUAGAUUUUACAGGGGCUCGGAAGGCCGCCUAUGCAGCUUCAGCUGCACUAAUGCAACUAUCAAGAAAUUCAAAGACGCAAUGGCGAAGUACGGGGUCGAGCGAUGUAGCAUCGGUCCAGCAAAAGGUUUGGAUGAUUCUGAACUCGUGAAACUAGCCGAGUUCGGCGAAAUACCGAGAGAUCUGCGGCGGUUGCCGGUUCCGACGGGAAACAUGGUCAUGACUAGCUUAGAGAAGAGUGGAUCUGAGAAGAGAGCAGUCACCAGGAUGGAAACUGAAGACAAGAGUCCCUUGAUAAUAGUUUGAAGGAUGCUUCUCAGAUUCAAAUUAGAAAGAUGGUGCUUAGGUGAUUGAAGUGUUGCUGUGAGUUGAGCAGCCCAAGAUUGAUUUUUAGUAAUUGUAGGUUGUCAUUGUAAAUAUCUUUAUCAUCGUUGGGUCUCUUCCAUAAAGAGGGCUCGUGUUCUUUUUUGUCAUCGAGCCCUGCUUUGUUUUUGUUUGUCAGUUCGAUCUCGGGAUUUGAUAUUUGUUUAUCUGGAUAAGGAUGAGGUUCAGAUCAAGAAUUGAUUUUGAUCUGAUCCGUGAUUGGCAAGACAAACCAUUUUGUCACACUCUGGCAACCUUCACAAUAGAUGGUGGGGUUAGUGUUGUUGUAGAACAUUAUUGGAAGAUCGGCAGCUUCCAUCAAUGCAGUAGUUGAAUGGAUUUCUUGAUUAA
Syzygium oleosum is the source of this 1595-nucleotide messenger RNA. Its product is annotated as thioredoxin-like 1-2, chloroplastic. Gene Ontology annotation, biological process: cell redox homeostasis. The record is from RefSeq and is a predicted model, not a curated record. NCBI's taxonomy places the organism in Eukaryota, Viridiplantae, Streptophyta, Magnoliopsida, Myrtales, Myrtaceae. The transcript is spliced from 4 exons. The coding region runs from base 351 to 1187 and encodes 278 amino acids.